UACUGUCCCAUAGGGCGCCCGUUUUGUAUAUUUUAUUCCGCAGCGAUACCCGGUACAACUUGUUUUGAGUGUUUUUUUUGUGGGUUCAAUGUUGUAGCUCGGAUAUUAACUAACGACUAAUACUGCAAUAUGUUGCGUCAAUAUUUCCCGGAUCCACGAAAAUUUGUUAAACUUUCCAUGGCUGUGGGACGUGUAGCAAGAAAAGAAGUUGAAGGCAGAGCAGAAGUUUCCGUCAAUUUGCAAAGAUUUAACGAAUAUUUUUGCAUUUAUUUCCCAGAAAGCAGCACAUUACAAGUUCAUGAUCCCGGGGACAAAUGUAGUGUGGGUGACUAUGUGUUGAUCAAAAAACUACCUGAAAAACGUCUACAUGUUGAAACUCACCAAAUUCAAGAGAUAGUUCAUAAAGUUGGAAACAUUAUUGAUCCCAUGACAGGAUAUCGAGUUGAAGGAAAUCAAUAUCUUUUGGACUCAUCAUUGAGUGAGGAUGAACAAAUAUCGCUUGAAAAAGAUGUUGCAGAUAAAGAACUUUCACUUAAAUAUACAUUUGAAAUGGACACAGAGAUGUGGAGAUGGGAAUCUCGUAAUCUUGCUAGAAAACCGAAAAAAUCUUGAGUUUAAUUUUUAAAACCCCUGCGCGUAUGUUUCUUGUUCAUGCACCAACUGGGAAAGGUUCAGUUUCCGAAGUUGUCUUACAACACAAGUUCGUUAUUUCUUAUUGAAAGGACCAGUGGUUGGAUUCAAUUUUUUUGUCACCCGGUUCUGUUACAAAAAGUCAUUGGCAUUGCUAACCGGUUCGCUGAUCUCAUAAAAUUCCGUGAGACUGAAUCACACCAAUGGAAAGGACCCAGCUUGACCUGAUCCUGUUGGUUGACAGUGAAUUAAACUAUCAUUUCUCUGAUGUGUACUCCUGUACAUUUUUUAAUAUAUUGAUACGAUUUGAAAA
Molecule: messenger RNA, 943 nt
Organism: Styela clava
Lineage: Eukaryota; Metazoa; Chordata; Ascidiacea; Stolidobranchia; Styelidae
Product: small ribosomal subunit protein uS17m-like
Biological process (GO): mitochondrial translation
Cellular component (GO): mitochondrial small ribosomal subunit
Molecular function (GO): structural constituent of ribosome
Source: RefSeq, a predicted model, not a curated record